Messenger RNA from Kwoniella botswanensis, 1053 nucleotides. RefSeq lists its product as uncharacterized. The record is from RefSeq and is a predicted model, not a curated record. The transcript has 5 exons. The coding region runs from base 1 to 1053 and encodes 350 amino acids. Gene Ontology annotation, cellular component: nucleus. Gene Ontology annotation, biological process: regulation of DNA-templated transcription. Lineage: Eukaryota; Fungi; Basidiomycota; Tremellomycetes; Tremellales; Cryptococcaceae.
AUGGCACUUCCACCGACAUUGCAGGUCCACUCGCACUUCCAACCCGAAGAAGCUGCUCAUGUCGCAACGGAAUUAGUAUCUAGUCUCGACAACUUACCUGGAGAAGUGGUUUUCUUACUGGAAGAAAUCAGAGAGAAGGAUGUGAGGAUCAAUCAACUAAUCCAACGAAUCAACACCCGUCAUAUCGGUCUUACCAAAACCGCCAAAUCCCUAUCCACCCUACCCCCUUCCACCGCUACAUUCCCUCUUCCCAUACCGCCCGGUAGCCCUUUACCUACUUCGCAUCUAUCGCAGAAGGACGCCCAGAAUUUGACCAAGAUCCAAGCGGAAUGGGUGAAAGUGGAAAUCCUCCAAGAUGAGAAGCUCAAAUUGGCAGAGAGGAUGGAAAGGAUCGUUAAUCGCGCGAGACAACGAGCUAAUCAUGAAUGGAUUAAGGUGGGUGGUAAGGAGAUAGUCACGGAUGAUGGUAUCUCGGUAGAUGGUGAUAGUAAAGUUGGAAUUAUGGGUGAGAUGGGUGGAAGUGAUUUGAUAUUGCCUUCGACGGGAUUGGGGACGGGUGUAGAUGGAAGACCUCAGAAGAAACGCAAACCCAACACAAUGUUCCUCCCUUCGCCAUCCGCCUCCUCCUCGAUGCCCCCUCCACCUGCACCCGUCCGAUCCCACUCUUCCUCCAAUCGCCCUUCGACUUCCACCUCGCAUCGCCAUCCAAUUUCGCGCCAUCAUUCCUCUGUCGCUGCACUCUCCGAUCCAGAUUUAGAUGCAGAUGGGGAGAACGAAGAUAUCGACGUGGAUGCGGAGGGAGAGGUCGAUACGGCAGGAGAGACAGAAACGGAUGAUACGCUCUAUUGUAUAUGUCAGCAGAAGAGUUAUGGAGAGAUGAUUGGUUGUGAUAAUGAUAGUUGUCAAUAUGAAUGGUUCCACGUCAAAUGCGUCAACAUGUCUGCGGGUCAUUUACCUGAAACUUGGUAUUGUCCAGAUUGCGUCAAGAAAUUAGGCCUGUUAAGUAGUGAUGGGAAGAUGCCCGGGACGAAUAGGAAGAAUAGGAAGAAGUAG